AAUUUGCAUCAUAAGAACUCGGUGUCAAGAACAGUUGAAAGAGAAGUAGAUGAAGCUACCUAUGAAAAGGAAUUAUUUAUGAAAAAAAAAGAUGAACAAACCAUAACGGAGGAAAAACAUGAAGAUACCAGUGAAGAUAAGAAACGGAUGUUUAAUGAAAUUAAACCAAGUAAAAAAAGCAAAAUGGUUUCCAUUGUAGCAAAAAUGGGAGAAAUAUAUAACAAUAUACAGACCCAGACGACAACUGAUACAAAAAGUCUACCCCAUAGGAUUAGGACAAUAAAAAAGAUUAAACUUCUUGAUGGCACUAUUAAAAAACAAGACAACGUCAAAGAUGAUGUGAAGCAAACGGUGACGACUUUUCUUAAAAAUAGACUAAGAUACUCCUCUGUUAAUAAGGGGAAUAAGGUGCUAAAUGACGUAGUGAAAAGCCAGCAUCUACCACCAAGCAACGAUGUUAGAAAAAAGCAAGUACUUCGAGUUGAUGAUGUAGAAAAGACGAAAGAUGGUUAUGCUGCCAGAGAAACGACAGGUGAUCGUGCUGAAACAAAGAAACAAG
Molecule: messenger RNA, 559 nt
Organism: Limulus polyphemus (Atlantic horseshoe crab)
Lineage: Eukaryota; Metazoa; Arthropoda; Merostomata; Xiphosura; Limulidae
Exons: 2
Source: RefSeq, a predicted model, not a curated record